GGAGAGCCGCUCGAGUCACCAAAAGCUGAGGGGUAAACAGAAGACGGCAAUGAUUCCCACCGGAGGGUGGCAGGUGCUCUCCUAAGACACUGGGGGAGACCCCUGAAACGGAGUCAUGAUGUCAUGGGGAGACCCCUGAGCCUAGGUCAGGGACGGUGCUGGGGGGUCUGGCUUGGAGCUGGGUCUCAUGGAGCGAGAGAGUGGAGGGAGCCCCAGGGCUGAGUCACGGACGCUGGGGGGACCCUGGAGGAGGGAGGAAUGGUGAUGGCACAGGACCCAGCGGCCCCAAGUGCCCGAGCCAAGGCGGGGCACGGCAGGGUAGUCUCUAGGCCCUUCCACCCUCGGGUCGGCUCCCCAAAGCCCCAGCCUGGGUGAGGGGUCACAUCAGCAGCCCCAGGGGCGGCUUGCCUGACUCCAGGAUCCCUAGGUCCCUCCGAAUCCGCCGCCACCAUAGAGACGACGCACUGACGCAGGCCGGUGGGCGGGGCGAACCACCGGAACCAGCAGCGCGGGGCGCGGUUGUCGGGGCAACAGCGGAGAGGACGAGCCAAUCAGCGCACAGCGUGGUUGCCGGGGCGACCGUUAGGCGGCGCGGCGCCCGGAGCUGUAGAAACCUCGGGGCUGAAGACCGCGGCAGCGAUGGCACACGAAAGCUCGAGGCAGGUCCGAGAUCGUGGGGCGACCAGAUCCAAGACAGAAAAGACACGGCCGCCUACUGUGCCAGUGCCGCAGGUGGACAUCGUUCCCGGGCGGCUUACUGAGGCUGAGUGGAUGCUGCUCACCAUGGUGGAGGAGGGCGAGGACGUGGUAGGGGACGUCUUGGCAGAUUUGCUGGGGCGUGUCAUGGACUCCGCCUUCAAAGUCUACUUGACCCAGCAGUGCAUCCCAUUCACCAUCAACCAGGCUCGGGAGGCCAUGCUGCAGAUCAUCGAGUGGCGUUUCCUGGCUCGAGAUGAGGGAGAGUCUGCAGUGGCUGAGGACCCCACCUGGGGAGAGGACGAGGAGCCCUUGGCAUGCAGAACGGAUGCCUGGGCUCAGGGAUCUGUGCCCCUGCUGCACGAACCAGCUUCGGUGAAGUUGGAGGACUCCUUCCAAAGCGAAGACCAAGAGAGCGUAGACCAGAUUUCUGUAGGAAGAUCGUUGAUAGAUGGAGGCUCUGAGGAGCAGGUGGAAUCCUCCAAGCCAAGAGACACCCUCAGCCCUCCACCCACCCCAGAGCUGUUUCAGAAGGCAGGCCCCACGGAGACUUUAGAGGAAUUGGAAAACCAGGAAGGAGGCUGCCCAUCUUCGGCAGAGUCCAGGAACCCAAGCCUCCAACAGCUGUCAGAAUCUGUGGAGCAAGUGAUAGAGAGAGCUCCCUCUGGGAGUCCCCACCCUUCUCUGGAGUUGUCCCUGGCAGGCAGCUCCCAGGAAUCGGCAGAGAGCACCCGGCCCCUCAGCUCCCAAUUCUCAGUGGAGGGCCUCUAUUUACCGCCUGACACCGGGGACAUAAGCGAGCAGGUGCUCAAGAAGGACGAGAUGUCCCACACAGCCUUGGACUCCAUCAUACCCAGCCCCUCCGAAUCCUGCCUGCAGCCUUGGUGCUUGGACUCACAGCUGAGUACGCAUCCGCGUAAGGUCGGCCGCAAGGCCUCAGUGCUGCCGAGCCAAUGGGUAUGCCCAGUAGUUGAGGUUGUGGAUCCAGACUCCGAGGUACAACCCCUGGAAAUCUACCGCAGGCUCCCCCGGGUCAAGAAGACAGAGGCCCCGGCCAAACAAGCUACUGGUUCCAGUUUCCAAGUACCCCGGGCAGCUUUCUACCCACGUCCUCCCUGCGGUCUUUUCCCUGCCUUGCACCCUGGGCCCCAACUUCCCCCUUUAAGCUUUGACCCAUCACCACCAGCCUCCCAGUCAAACCGGCUCUUACCUGGCCCAGGAAGCCACUUUUUUGAAAGGCACCUGGAGUUCUCCCAGAUGGCCCGCAGCCCCAGCCCCUGCACUUGGCCAGGUGCAAAGUGGCCUAGGGGCUGGGAAGGGGAGGCGGAGUUGCUGGAAGAGCUGUGGGCCGCCCGCACCCAUGUACCUCCGCAGGGCCCCCCGGACCAGGAGGGCCAGGAUCCUCGCAGGUGGUCUUAUCUUGAACCCCAAGUCCUCAAGGCCACAUCCCAGGUGAUGUGGCAGCCAGUGUUGCUGCCGGAAGCCUUGAAGCUGGCUCCUGGUGUGAGCAUGUGGAACCCAACCACACAGGUGCUGCUCAGGUCUGGCACACCCCAGAAGGAGGACAAAAAAGACUGUACCUCUCCUUCCGUUGAGAUGCGCCCCAUCCAGACAGAAGCCCAGGUGACCAGGGCACAGCUAAUGAAGAACUCAAGCCCCAAAGUAUAGUCGCUCCCCUCCAGGGUCCUGCCCCAUUCUGAGCCCUGAACCUCAGCCAGUGGGAAUCCUAUCCGCCUUCUUUCUGCUUGCCAACAAUAAACACCUGAGUUGCCUUA
Molecule: messenger RNA, 2471 nt
Organism: Pipistrellus kuhlii (Kuhl's pipistrelle)
Lineage: Eukaryota; Metazoa; Chordata; Mammalia; Chiroptera; Vespertilionidae
Gene: CUNH2orf81
Product: chromosome unknown C2orf81 homolog
Exons: 4
Coding region: 640-2364 (574 amino acids)
Source: RefSeq, a predicted model, not a curated record